AUGUAAAGGAAAAGAAUAUUUAUUAAUAUCAAAUAAAUAGUGGUACAGUCCUAAAGCGAAAGGAAGAGAGUUUUAACAUUUUCAAUAGAUACUAUAAUUGAUAUUUAGGUUUAAUUGAUAAAAACGAUAUAAAUAAAAAUAAAUGGCAGAUAAAGGUGGAGCCAAAGGAGGAGCAGGAGAAGAGGGAAAGGAAGGAGAAUAAAGAGCCAGAGAAAGGAUGUUGCGAUAAAUAUGCUGAGUGCUUAGUCGUGACUGGUAAAGUAAAUAAUCUAUUUCUACAUUCAGGCUGUCUACUCUUGUUCCUGGCUAUUAGUACCUGUAUAAGAGAAUGCUUGGCGUUUAUUUGGUACCCAUGCAAAGAAAGAUAUUGCGGGUCUUGAUAAUUGCCACAAGCAUUACAAUUAAUGGAAGGAUGAAGGUUUUACAGAUGUAUGA
This is a messenger RNA of Paramecium octaurelia, 435 nucleotides long. The record is from the annotation of a GenBank genome assembly. Lineage: Eukaryota; Ciliophora; Oligohymenophorea; Peniculida; Parameciidae.